AUGGCGCAACAGCGUUCGCCCUCGCCAGAUUCCAACGGGGAUGAUGAAAAUGCGGAAUUAUUUUCAGCAAUCCUAUCGACAGUUGACAUGGAACAGCUGCCUAUUAUUGGCAGCACCAUAUUACGGGAACAGAAAUUGCAGGCUACAAAAACGACGCCCUCUGUUGGCAAGCCUAUAUAUGGCUCCUACCAUGUGCUCUUCCCGCUGAUAUUCGAUGAUGACCUUCGCUGGCUGGUAAAGAUACCUAUCAAUGGCACGGCAAGCAAUUGGGAUGAAUUGUCUGCAUCAUCCCUAGCCUCCGAGGCAAAGACGAUGCGCCUCCUGAAACGAGACACCACCAUUCCUCUGCCUGAUGUCUUAGAUUUCUCGUCCACUACGGAGAAUACUCUCCGAUGUCCGUAUAUCGUUAUGUCUUUUAUAUCCGGAAUCCCUUUAUAUAACGUCUGGUUUGGACAUCGCCUCAAUGGUGUGAAUCCUGAUACCACACACGCACGCCGAAACCGCGCCCUCCAAGGUAUCGCUUCGGCCAUGGCGCAGCUGGACAAGUUUUCAUUCCAAAGCGGUGGCUGCCCUCUCUUUGGGAGUGAUGGGAACUUGUCAGGAGUCGGGCCGAUGCGACAAGUCGACCAGCAGGCUAUGCUAGAUAGAUGGUUUAUCCAUCAAGAUCCGAGCGAUGACCCCAUAUAUACUGAAUUCCCGACAUCCAGCGACCCUAAGGCAUAUUGCACUUUCAUGCUCGACAAGCAUCCGGAACAGGACCCCAUUCCCAAGGGCAUUGAGAUGCUCCUGCGCCAACUGAUUCGCUGGAUCCCCGAGCCCAGUGGAAUGGAUCCUUUCGUUUUGGCCCACCCGGAUUUCGACAUACAGAAUUUUAUCGUAUCCGAAGAUGGGGAGCUCCGAGGAAUUAUAGACUGGGAUGCUAUGUAUGGAUAUGUUGAAUCUGUGGAAGAUGGAGUGGAACCGGAAGGGGUUUGGGAAGAUUCGCCGGAGUGCCUUGCGUCCUACCGCGGCGUUUAUAGUACCAUGAUAGCAAAUCAUCGUAGGGGCACGGCCUUAGAUACCAAACUCGACCUCUGCCGUAUAUCACUCAUCACGGAAAAUUUAGCUAUUGCGGCGCAAGAUCCUCGGUGUCGGAACCCUGUACUACGCAAGAUGUUGGACGAAAUAUGGGCUGCCGCAGGACGAGAUGAGGAGAAGCCGGAUUUAACGAGCCUGGCCGAGACGUUUGCCGAAGAUAAGGUGGAAAGCGUGGUGAUGGAUAUACUUAAAACGGGGUUUAACACUCUGAUAUCGAAGGAAGGCCUAUGA
This is a messenger RNA of Hypoxylon trugodes, 1308 nucleotides long. RefSeq lists its product as uncharacterized. The transcript is spliced from 2 exons. Lineage: Eukaryota; Fungi; Ascomycota; Sordariomycetes; Xylariales; Hypoxylaceae. The record is from RefSeq and is a predicted model, not a curated record. The coding region runs from base 1 to 1308 and encodes 435 amino acids.